Messenger RNA from Colletotrichum orchidophilum, 540 nucleotides. RefSeq lists its product as uncharacterized. The transcript has 2 exons. The record is from RefSeq and is a predicted model, not a curated record. The coding region runs from base 1 to 540 and encodes 179 amino acids. Gene Ontology annotation, biological process: regulation of DNA-templated transcription. Lineage: Eukaryota; Fungi; Ascomycota; Sordariomycetes; Glomerellales; Glomerellaceae. Gene Ontology annotation, molecular function: DNA-binding transcription factor activity.
AUGUCAUCCAAGGCCUCAAAGUCAUCAGAACCGAGCUCCAAGAAGCAGCACUCCUCAAAGUCAAAAUCAAAGUCAAAGGGCGACGACUGGGCAGAAAUCACCGACCCAGAGGAACGCCGGCGCAUCCAAAAUCGGCUGGCCCAACGAAAAUUCAGGAAGAAGAACCAAGAUAGCAAGGAGAAGGCCGAUCGCGACGCGGACAACGAGGCCAACGCCCAAAACACGUACGAAGUCGCGUCAAGCUCCGAUCCGAGUGCGGAGGGAGCGGAAUCCGGGCUUCCCUGGGGCAGCAUCAACAUGAACCACGUCAUCACUCGGGGCCACGAGCACGAGAGCCGUCGGGGCAGCGGCCGUGAUGAUUAUGUUAGGGAAGACCCGUACUACACAACCAACUACGGCAACAGCUACACGGAAGCGUUUCAGCCGCCUGCGAGCUACGGGAGCAGCGGUGGUGAGGACUACUACUAUGGUGGUGACUCGCCGUAUUACCUGGAUUAUGACCAGGGCGGGGACGCGAAUCAGGGGCAUCGCAAACGGUAA